CGGAGGCGGAGCGCGGCCGCGAGCGGGGGUGAGGGGUUUCGGUUGUCGCGCGAUCGCAGUAUUUGAAUAUAUUGCAGUCAAUGGGGCAAGCCGUUCAUAUUUUUGAUCUUGAUGGUAGGAUUAUUUAUUGGAACCGGUCAGCAGAGCAUCUUUAUGGGUUUUCAUCAUCAGAAGCACUUGGUCAGAAUCCCAUUAGCCUGCUUGGAGACCCCUGCGACUUUGAAAUUGGAAAUAGUAUCAUCCAACGGAAUAUGAUGGGGGAAAGUUGGACAGGAAAAUUUCCUGUCAAGAACAAAUCAGGGGAGCGCUUUGUAGUCAUUGCCACUAACACUCCAUUCUAUGAUGACGACGGUGGUCUCGUUGGAGUAAUAUGUGUAGCGAGCGAUUCACGGUCGUUGCAGGAAGUGGCAACGUCUUCCUGCUGUCCAAAACCUAUGGCAUCUGGCUCUAACAUAUUUAGUCGGCCGAGAAUCGGUUUAACUAGCAAAGGAGGUUCAGAUUCGCAGCAACCUCUUCAAGUUGCCAUUGCUUCCAAGAUAUCGAAUCUGGCAACUAAGGUGUCAACACAAGCCACUAAGGUCACAAACAAGGUUCGUUCCCGAAUAAGGACAUAUGAGAAUAUGGAUCGUGAAGGUGGAAGUGGAGAAAGCCAAUAUUCUGACCAUGAAACAGCAUCGGAGCAGAAGGAGGAUGGUAUGUCAAGUGGAGCUAGCACACCUCGAGGGGACAUACCGCCUUCUUCCUUCGGUGGAGUAUCUUCAACAUCCAAUGAGGAAAGAUCUCCAGGGAAAACAAGCAAAGCUAAUGAGGACACUGAAGGAAAAGCAGGAAUUCACAAGAUCAUAGGCUCAAAAGCCGAGGCUUGGAUGGCAAAGAAAGGGUUAUCAUGGCCAUGGAAAGGUAACGAGCAAGAUGGUCCUGAUUCAAGUAAUCGGUUUGGUUGGUCAUGGUUACAUGGAGAUCAAGAAAGCGAUGCGAGUCAACCAAGGGACUCUGAAACAUGCAGUAAGCCUGAAAGCCAGGUGAAUGAAAACAACCGGGCUGGAAAUAAUGAGGCUUCAGGAUCUUGGUCCUCUUAUAAUGCAAACAGCGCAAGUAGUGUCAGUAGUAGCGGAAGCACCACUAGCAGCAGUGCUAUUCAUAAAGUGGAUGUUGAGACUGACUGCCUAGACUAUGAGAUAUUAUGGGAAGACCUUACUAUUGGAGAGCAGAUAGGUCAAGGUUCUUGUGGAACUGUAUAUCAUGCUUUGUGGUAUGGCUCGGAUGUCGCUGUUAAGGUAUUCUCGAAGCAGGAAUAUUCAGAUGAUGUCAUACUUUCCUUUAGGCAAGAGGUAUCUCUUAUGAAGAGGCUACGACAUCCAAAUAUACUACUUUUCAUGGGUGCAGUUACUACUACUCAACGUCUUUGCAUUGUGACUGAGUUUCUCCCACGUGGGAGUCUGUUUCGGUUGCUUCAAAGAAACACAACCAAAUUUGAUUGGAGAAGGCGUGUUCAUAUGGCUUUAGAUAUCGCAAGGGGCGUGAAUUAUCUUCAUCAUUGCAAUCCACCCAUCAUUCAUCGUGAUUUGAAGUCAUCCAAUUUGUUAGUAGACAAGAACUGGACUGUGAAGGUUGGAGACUUUGGUCUUUCCCGUCUAAAACAUGAAACUUAUCUAACAACAAAAACUGGGAAAGGAACGCCUCAAUGGAUGGCACCAGAAGUUCUUCGCAAUGAGCCUUCAGAUGAGAAGUCUGAUGUGUAUAGCUAUGGAGUAAUACUAUGGGAACUUGUCACUGAGAAGAUUCCUUGGGAUAAUCUCAACUCAAUGCAGGUAAUUGGAGCUGUAGGUUUUAUGAACCAAAGAUUGGAGCUCCCAAAAGACUUGGACCCACAAUGGGUCUCAAUCAUUGAGAGUUGUUGGCAUAGUGAUCCACAACUCCGGCCAUCAUUCCAAGAGCUACUCGAACAGUUCAAAGAUUUGCAGAGGAAAUACGUAGUUCAGUCUCAAAUGCAACGUACUGCUCAUGGAAAUACAGCACAAAAUGCCACAAAACUAAAUGCUGAGGAGUAAAAGAUUGGUACUUGCUCAAUGCUUCAGAUGGGAAAAUUAACUCUGGACCCGCUUCAGAUGCACAACUAAUUCUUGAGAUGCCCGAGAAUUGUAGCAAUUUGCGGUGCUCCAUUUUCUUGGCAAAGCCAAGCUCAAAAAUUCGAAUCAUUUUCUGGACUGAAUUAUUUUUCACACCGAAGUUACUUCAUUCGCCAAAGAAGAGAAAAGAUAAUAAUAAGUAAUAUUGUGUAUAUCAAUGUCAAGAAGGGGGUUUUUUGGUGGGAUUUUUUGAAGUGCAAGAUCCCAUGUUGUAGUCUUAUACGUCGAAGUGGAUGUAUUUGGUGGUUGUGGAUAAUUGCCAACUCCUGUAAGUGUAAAAACAUUACUAACCUGUUGAAAUCAUAAGGGCAUGGGUUGUUUUGUAAUAUUGUUGUAGUUAAACCUGCUUGAGGAGCAAUAACAGCAUAUGCCGCCACCAGGUAAAAUUCAUUCUAAAAUUAUACCCUUUGGCAC
This is a messenger RNA of Asparagus officinalis (garden asparagus), 2543 nucleotides long. RefSeq names its product probable serine/threonine-protein kinase DDB_G0272254. The transcript is spliced from 13 exons. Gene Ontology annotation, molecular function: ATP binding; protein kinase activity. NCBI's taxonomy places the organism in Eukaryota, Viridiplantae, Streptophyta, Magnoliopsida, Asparagales, Asparagaceae. The record is from RefSeq and is a predicted model, not a curated record. Gene Ontology annotation, biological process: protein phosphorylation. Bases 81 to 2051 code for a protein of 656 amino acids.